This is a messenger RNA of Alternaria burnsii, 2220 nucleotides long. RefSeq lists its product as uncharacterized. The record is from RefSeq and is a predicted model, not a curated record. Lineage: Eukaryota; Fungi; Ascomycota; Dothideomycetes; Pleosporales; Pleosporaceae. The transcript has 3 exons. Bases 1 to 2220 code for a protein of 739 amino acids.
AUGGCAUCCGCAAACUCGCGCCCGCUGCAAGUCGUGGUAUAUAACGAGCAAAAACGAAAGCAAGAAGCGGCAAAGGAAGCAACCGUCCAGAAACUGGACCUCCAGAAGGACGUGCAGGCAUUUCUGGACAAAGACACAGGAAUCUAUCUCCUUCCUCGCACCUGGAAUCGAGCUAGCAUUGUCAAAGACUUCACUGAAGCCAGUAACUUCCCGUCCCUGGCCAAGACUGUGAUCGGAGGAGCCAUAAAGAAAAUCAAUGCCAUCACUACCCCUGAUGCAUUUGGGGCCGCCUCCAAUCUUCUGGAGAAGGUCGCUCAUUAUGCACAAGACGGAACGUACGAAAUCAUUGGCAUGGCCGUUCAAAAAGAGCAUGAGAGCAAGGCCGACGGCAACCUUGCACGAAGCCUAGGAAAGCAGUUCGUUCUCCUCAGCACCACUCUGGCUAAGGGUGCCAUUGCAGGCCUUCCUGGGAUCAUAGCAAGCACCUUGUUUACGAUCAUCGUGUACCUACACGAGAAGGGAGAGGAAAAGCAGAAGAAAUGGAAUGCGGAGUUGGCAACGAUUCUCGACCAGAAGCUGGAGAAAAUACGCCAAGACGUGAACGAUAAAAUGGCUGCCAACUCCAGGAAGCGUGUUGAGCGCAUGCUCAUGUCAGGUUUCGCUACAGACGUGUUCGACAACACUGUUUAUGGCUUCUACGAGUGGACCGAUGAACGAGCGGUCGAAUGGAGGAACAGCCAUCUCAUUCAAAUGCGCGAGAAUGUCCAAGCGAAUAUCGACAUCUAUAUCACCCCUUCUGAUCUGCUUUGGGCCGCGGGCAUAGGGAAACUGCUUCCAGGAAACAAGCUCACUGAGAAACAAAUUGAUGACAUGAACGAAUAUCUGAAGGAGCAAGUGUAUGACAAGCCGUGCGAUAUGGCCACGCCACCUUCUAAUGUUUCAGGAUCGCCAUGUCCAUGUCUUAUAUGCACCAGCGCGGGGAUCGAACUUACCCUCGCAAGCAUACCAAGCCCUUGGCCGAACAACAGUGAUAAGAAGACGCGUUACGCACCCCCUCAACCUGAUGCAGACACGUUCGCCACUCAGCAAGCCUUUUUGGACAACCUAAUGCCUGUACCAAUUGAGAGUGUCGACGAAGAUAGCAAGAAGUGUCCCAUAUGUUGGAAACCCUAUGGCGAGGCAGCCGACCCUGGUUUCGACAACUCAGAGCAGCCCGUCCGUCUCAAGUGCAGGCAUACGUUCGGCAACAAGUGCAUGCUCGCCACCUUUGCGGUUCCUGGGACUUCGAUCAUUACUCUUGAACCUCUUGCCUUCGGUCCAGGAUCUAGAGGCUAUCAGUUGGGUCGCCAUUGGAGUUCUGUUUUCCAGGAGCUGCGCCACCGAACAGAAAAGAUUUCAGAAUGUCGGAAGAUCAUACUUCUCGAGAACGCGGUAGUACUGGAUUCUGAUCGUCAUGAUCAUCGAGCUUUAAGAGCUCUCUAUGAAGGUUCUGGCAUUUGGAAUAACUUGCCCACUGCACAACCACUCCCCAGCUACAACCUUCCGUUCUUGAAUUCUGGUCCAUACGCGUUCCACACUCCGGAAGGCUCGCCAGAUUCGCAGGACAGUGUCUCGAAGUUGAAAAAAGACCAUGAAGAUAGGAUAGCCAAGAUGCUAAAGGCCGAGCGCGAUCUGCAAGAGCGCAACGAGCGACACCUGGACAGCACGCUGGGUGCGGAGUUAAGCCGAGUCUAUUCAGAGUACAUGAAACACCACGGCACUAAGAAAGAGCCCGAACAGUCAGAUACAUACCGGGAGCAGUGCUUUGUAGAUGCUCACAUCUCGAUACACAAAAAGAAUCCGAGACAAGUAUCUUUCAGAAUCGGGUCAUUGGAUCAAUUCUUGGCCCAUAGCCAGGAUGACGCUGCAAGUGACGACAGCGACGCAGAAGACGAAGAUAGCGAUCAUGUCAGCGGCACACUUCUAUCGAGGUUGUUCCCGAUUAUCAGCCGCAAGAUGUGCGAGCACUGUUGCACCGAACACACAACUGUUCCUUCAUCGAUACCUGUUCCAACUUCGCUAUGGUGGAAGGACUCGCGCAAGAUCCCCGAUGAUUGUCCCAUUUGCCACAAGGUAUUGUUUCACAAAGCUCAUCUCUUCCAGCCGUCGCGCAACUCAGAUUGCGAGAUUUCAGGUCCGGAUGAGUACGUUGGCAAGAUCGGAGAUAAAAAGGUGAUUUAG